This is a messenger RNA of Engraulis encrasicolus (European anchovy), 2316 nucleotides long. It is a transcript of the gene acat1, whose product is annotated as acetyl-CoA acetyltransferase 1. Gene Ontology annotation, molecular function: acetyl-CoA C-acetyltransferase activity. NCBI's taxonomy places the organism in Eukaryota, Metazoa, Chordata, Actinopteri, Clupeiformes, Engraulidae. Bases 131 to 1396 code for a protein of 421 amino acids. The record is from RefSeq and is a predicted model, not a curated record. The transcript is spliced from 12 exons. Gene Ontology annotation, biological process: fatty acid beta-oxidation. Gene Ontology annotation, cellular component: mitochondrion.
AGUGAUUACAUCACGCACAUGGUCGGUGCGCUGUCUCUUGCGCUGUUUGUGUGAGCUCAGCGGUGGAUUGUGUGAAGGUGAAAGGGAUCCAACUCUGUGAAAAGGUUAAAGUGAACCUUGUAUCACAAUUAUGUCAUCCAGUGGACUUUUUGCUGCACACACACAGCUGUGCAAACGGCUGCUGUCUUUACAACAGUGUGCGUCAAGGACCUACACAUCACGCACUCUCAAUGAGGUGGUGAUCGUGAGUGCAGUGCGUACGCCCAUGGGGUCCUUCCGAGGGAGCCUGUCCGCCCUCCCCGCCACCAAGCUGGGCUCCAUCGCCAUCAAGGCAGCCGUGGAACAGGCAGGUAUUCCAGCCGAUGCCGUUAAAGAGGUGUACAUGGGCAACGUCCUCCAGGCCGGAGAAGGGCAAGCACCAACCAGACAAGCCCUCCUUGGGGCAGGUCUGCCUAUUUCCACUCCAGCAACCACUGUCAAUAAAGUCUGUGCCUCUGGUAUGAAAUCCAUCAUGAUGGCAGCACAGAGUCUGAUGUGCGGACACCAGGACGUGAUGGUGGCGGGUGGCAUGGAGAGCAUGUCCAACGUGCCCUACACGAUGGUCCGCCAGGCGCCCGCGUACGGAGGAGUGCACGUGGAGGACCUCAUCGUGAAAGACGGCCUCACGGACGUCUACAACAAAUUCCACAUGGGCAACUGUGCUGAGAACACGGCAAAGAACUCAAGCAUCUCCAGAGCAGAGCAGGACGCCUACGCCAUCAAGUCCUACAGCCAGAGCCAGAAGGCCUGGGAGGCUGGGCUCAUCGCCAAGGAGAUCGUCCCUGUCAGCAUUCCACAAAGAGGCAAACCAGACCUGGUAGUGAAGGAGGAUGAAGAGUACCGCAGAGUCGACUUCAGCAAAGUUCCAAAGCUAAAAGCAGUGUUUCAGAAGGAGAAUGGUACAGUGACGGCGGCCAACGCCAGCACUCUGAACGACGGAGCUGCCGCCCUGGUCCUGAUGACUGCUGACGCUGCCAAGAGCCUCAACGCCACCCCCCUCGCCAGAAUCGUCGCGUUUGCUGAUGCUGCGACUCAUCCCAUUGAUUUCCCUAUUGCACCAGCGUAUGCUGUUCCAAAAGUGCUUGAGAUGGCUGGCUUGAAGAAAGAGGAUAUCUCCAUGUGGGAGAUCAAUGAGGCGUUCAGCGUGGUGGUCUUGGCCAAUAUCAAGAUGCUGGGCAUCGACCCAGACAAGGUCAACGUGAACGGAGGAGCCGUGUCUCUCGGACAUCCCAUUGGCAUGUCUGGAGCAAGAAUUGUCGGUCACAUGGUGCACAAUCUCCAAUCAGGGCAGUAUGGACUCGCAGGUAUCUGCAACGGUGGUGGCGGGGCAUCGGCUAUCGUCAUCCAGAAAUGUUAGGAAGGACAUCUUGCUGUAUUUUACGUUGACGACCUGGAGUUUCUUGAAUGUUUGGGCAUACAGUCUGUUAACAAUAUUGCAGCUCACUCAUGCCGACUGUGUACAAAAAAAAGGAAGCCUUAAAGAAACACUCCAUUUUGAGGAGGAAAUUGUUUUAGUUUAACAACUUCCUGCAGAUUAUUAUUUUUUAAUCCAUUCAACUGAUUUCCAGAUCUGUCAGUAGCACUUUAGCUGAUAGCUUAGCGUAAAUAUUUGAAUCAAAUUAGUUGUAUGUUAUUGAUCUAAUGCCAUACCGGUCUUAUGCUAAGCUAACAUCUGAAGUGUUUGUGUCAGAUUUCCGAAAUGGUAAAACUCCACAUGAGUUGUAAAGUGAGUUUAUUUUUCAAUAGAAGUGGAGUGUCCUUUAAACGUGACCUUGACAUAAUGAACUUGGAGGAGGCCUUACAUCCGCUUUUCACCUUUUCAAAACAGAUGUAUCACAUUUAACACUUAACUCACCGCCAUCUUUUAUAAUCAAACAGACUGCCAUAGGAAUACAGUCAGGAGGCCUUACAGUUUGUAGACUUGGAUUACUUGCACUUGUGUGUGACGUCAUGUUACGUCAUCGUAACAUAACUCUACUGAUCAUUGGAAUAACAGAACCUGUGUAAGUGUUCUGGAUGUGCAAUUCAUAUUGAAAGGCAAGCACACUGGGAAGCUGGUAAUGUGUUUGUCUUCAGUAAUGAGAAAACAGUUGUGAGGAAAAAAGGAUAAAUAUGAGGGAGUCUUAUACAUAUCUGGGGCAAAGCUAGUCCCUUCUAGUGUUGGGCUUUGGUUGAGGUUUUCUCUGUUGACAAGUUUGUACUGUCUUCAUUUGCUCCUUGCGAGUUUUUAAACACUCCGUUUUCUGUAGUGCAAAAAUAAAUAUGAGAUGUCUGAUA